AGGGAAGUUGGUUUGUAAAACUUGAAUGAAUUUUAUUAUUUUCACUUCAAACCAUCCAAAGGGUUUAACAGUCGCUCUUUUCUGACGCGGGCUAUUUUGGUGAAGAGUUUCAUGGCAGUCCAGUCUGUGAGACUUGUGACAGCCAACAUGUUGCUGAGUGUCUUCUUUCUGUCUGGUGCUUACGCUGCUUGUGAUUAUGUGGCACACCUUUCAAUUACAACACCUCAGAAGAUGGAAGCACUGAGUGGAUCCUGUCUGCAUAUCCCAUGUACCUUCAUUACUGUCGAAAGCUCAGGGACAUUUGACGGAACAAAACCAAUCUCUGGAGUGUGGACAAAAGGAAAUGUCGCUGCAGGUCAAGUGAUUUUCGACAGCAGCAGGAGUGAUAAUAUCUAUCCAAUGAAUAUCACUGGAGACCUGAGUCAGAACAACUGCACCACUUUAUUUUCCAGUUUAAUCUCAAAUUACACGAACACAUACUUCUUCAGAAUUGAGAAUAAGCCAUUUCUGGCAACAGCUGCUUGUGAUCCUCUUCAAAUAAAAGUUAAAGAUUCUCCUCCGAGCCCCACAAUUGAGAUCUCAGGUGAUGUGAAGGAGAACGUGUCUGUCACUAUAAGCUGCUCCGCUGCAACUCCCUGUCCACACGACCCUCCUCAACUCACCUGGACUCUCCAACAAAACCCCGACAACAUAAUAAAGGAAAACGCAGAUCGGACCUUCACAACUGAAAUCCAGAAGACCUUCAUUCUGUCAGACCAACAUGAUGGAUUGAACAUCACCUGCUCUGCCAGUUAUCCUGUGAAUGAAGGGACAGAUCACAAGACAGCAGAGGAGACAAAGACUCUCAAUGUUUCAUAUGCUCCCAAGAACACCUCAACGUCCAUCAGUCCAUCCUCAGGUUGGGCAGCAGACAGCAGGGUGAACCUGAGCUGCUCCAGCACAGCCAACCCUCCCGUCAGCAGCUUCACCUGGUUCAAGAAGAGCAACGAUGGAGCCGUCAGAGUGUCUGAAGGAAGAUGUUACAGCUUCAAUGUGACAUGUGGAGGGGUUUAUUACUGUGUGGCCACAAAUGGUCUCGGUAAUCAAACCUCUUCAGACAUCCAGCUCACUAUAGAAGAACCAUCUUACACAUCUUCACGAGAUCUUCUAGCAGUGAUCAUCAUUGCGAUCAUCGUGCUCAUCUCCCUGCUUGUCUGUGUUUGUACUCUCGUGUGUUGGAGAUGGUUUAAGUCGACACGUUCAACUCAACAACCGACUCAGAGUCAAACAGCUGAAGAGCUGGCUGUUAAAGAGCCAGCACCAAAAACAGAAGAAGACAUCCAUUACGGAGAGAUCGACUUCUCCAAGCGGAGACCUGAACAGCCCUCAGAGCAAGACGGUGCACUGCAGCAGGAAACUCUGUACGCACAGGUCAAAGUGCCCGAGACAGCAAACCGCUCAACACCGACUGAUGACGAGGCGCUCUACGCCCAAGUGAAGAGGAAAUGAGGGUUGUUUGUGUCAAGACGCAGAAAACAUUUGAAUAUAAUUCAUGAUAUGUACCUUUAUGUUUAUUACAUAUAUAUCUAAAUUAUAUUACUGUACCGUAUGUUUUUAUGUUUGUAGAAAAAGACACCUGGACAUGAAAAAGUCAUUUUCACUGCUUACAGUUCAAUAAAGGGAAACUCCAAACCUC
Cottoperca gobio is the source of this 1675-nucleotide messenger RNA. Its product is annotated as vascular cell adhesion protein 1-like. The coding region runs from base 112 to 1488 and encodes 458 amino acids. The record is from RefSeq and is a predicted model, not a curated record. NCBI's taxonomy places the organism in Eukaryota, Metazoa, Chordata, Actinopteri, Perciformes, Bovichtidae. The transcript has 8 exons.